AUUCGCUGUGUGUGGAUGCUCUUUGGGGAUAAUGUGUGUGUGAAGGAAUGUAGUCGCCAAAAUCAAGAUCCGGAGAAGAAAUGAUGGCCUCACCGCUGGCGGUGAUCCUGCUGGUCACUGGGAUGUUGUCAAUGUCGACUGCCUUCAGCAGACGACUGCUCAAUGACGACGACGAUACCCCGAACGAAUGCUACGCGUACGAAGAUCUCUCCGGGUUGAGGCAGAACGGCUUCGAAUGCGGAGUAGACUUCUGCUGCGGCGACGCUACCAACAAGUACUGCUGUUCCGAUUCCGACCUUGCCAUUUUGGCGCUGGAUAACCCGGACCUGGAGGACUGGGAUGCUGCCGAGAAGGAAAGUAGGAAGAAUAUUGACAUCAAUCCAUAUGACUACAUCAUCCCAGUUGUAUCUGUCACGGCUUUUGCUGUGGUCGUCAUCGUCAUCGUACUCUGUAUUUGUAAUUACAAGAAGAACAGAGGGAUAGUCCACGAUGCUGAUAUGAUCAAGAUGAAAAAGGCUAAGAAAAGCAAAGACAAAAAGGAAAAGAAAAAGUUUAACAAGAGGAAGAAGAAGAAGGCACCUAUUGACGUGGACUUGCAAGUCAAAGAUUCAGACGUACCGCUUCACGAAUCGGGCCAGCCUCAAAUAUACCACAUCAGGUAUCCUGAAGAUGACCCUUACCACCUGCCGCCAUUGCCAAGAAAGUUCCAGGCAUGCCCGCAAGAUGGCGCCAACGGAAACGUCUCGCCAUCAUCGUCUGCUGUUUGGAACAACACUACUCAUCAGGCAGGGGCGCUGCAGAUGUAUGGUGGGGAUCUCUAUGGCGAUGUUGGCAGCCCACCGCCUUAUUCUGUUUCUUUGGCGAGCGGGGGAAAGAUCUAUUCAAAUAGCAACCACAUUGAUAUAAAUUCUAUGCAAUAAAACAUUAAAAUGUGGCGGUAGACUCUAAGGAGUAUUAAUUGUAGGGGCACAUGCAUAUCCGUCACACCAGAACAGAGUGAUUCCGUUAAUUUUUCCGUGGUAAUCUCGUAUGUGCAUCUUAAUAGAAAGUCCCAUGAGCAUAAAUCUAAUCUUGAUAUUUCAUCUGAGCUUGCUGGCGACAAAUUAGUGAUUAUACAGUGUACUUAUAUAAAUAGUGCAGUGAGACGGAGGAACCUCUUUAUUACGAUAUUCGAUAUAUAUCAUAUUCUAAGAUCGAAUACGACAUGAUAGCAUUUCGGCCAAAGUGCUCUUGACUGAAGACCGACCAGCUCGCCUGGACUCCCGAGCCAAUACGUCAUCCUAAACGGGGGAAGGGACGAGGCCUACCCACACGUCCGGAGUGUAAGCACGCCAGGCUAAAGCCACGGUGAAAUUUUACGCUCGGAACCUGAAUGGUAUCUUGCUCUAAUGUCAUCGAAGAUCAAUUUAGGGAUUAGGCGUUUGGUCGAUAGCUCAUCAUCAGAUUAUAUAAACAUGCAUUUCGAUGAUAAUGUAGUUGUUCCUGAUCAAUAUCUGGCUAA
Lineus longissimus is the source of this 1501-nucleotide messenger RNA. RefSeq lists its product as uncharacterized. Lineage: Eukaryota; Metazoa; Nemertea; Pilidiophora; Heteronemertea; Lineidae. The record is from RefSeq and is a predicted model, not a curated record. Bases 81 to 920 code for a protein of 279 amino acids. The transcript is spliced from 4 exons.